Messenger RNA from Episyrphus balteatus (marmalade hoverfly), 1126 nucleotides. RefSeq lists its product as uncharacterized. Lineage: Eukaryota; Metazoa; Arthropoda; Insecta; Diptera; Syrphidae. The record is from RefSeq and is a predicted model, not a curated record. The transcript is spliced from 3 exons. Bases 330 to 1073 code for a protein of 247 amino acids.
ACCGCACUAUAAUAAAUCUUCCAUAGAAAUUGAUUUUAAAUGCCUUCUUUUGAAAAAAUCCUUCCUAAUUCACAUUGCGUGAAGGUAGGUUUUGAAAUAACCUGCGUGUAUAAUGGGAAAACAAGGAACCAAAAGUAAAUAAAUCUUGAAUAAAUUUGAAUAUUGAUUUUGUAUUUUGUGUCAUAGAUAUAUCCUAUCCGCAAAAUAGAAUAUUUAAAUAGAAUUGAUUGAUUGGAAUUGGAAGAAAAUAUUUGGAUAUAAGAUUUUGGUAUUUUCUAUGGUUCAGUUAGAAUAUUGUUGACCUAGAGCUAAGUUUGGUAGAUGAAAUAAUGAAGAAAAAUCUGGAAAAAAAUGCUAACGGAAAACUGUGUUUUGGUUCUCGAAUUGCAAGAAAUCGUUUGUUAUCAUUAAAUCCAAAGCCAUUGGACUAUCCUGGGCCAUUUGAAUAUUAUCAUAAUUUUGAUUGGAUUAAGAAGUUUCCCAACAAAACAGGGUAUACUCUGAUAGCCAGUAAAACUCCAAGAGACAAGGAUUUCAAGAAAACUGAAGACAUUGCACCACCAGUUGGAACCUAUGACAUAGAGAACCCGAAGAAUUGGAAAUCGUCAGCAAGACCAUUCGGAAUUGGUGAAAAGCUUAAGUCUCAUCCCAGAUUUUUAACCCCAGCACCAGGGACUUAUAAUACUUUCAAACGUCAGGUCAAGGUCUGUACAUCAUUUGGUCAUGACCGAAUAACAGUUCCACUGGUGAAAAUUUCCUGUGCUCCCUUCAAUAUGGCUUACUGUUCGAAAUGUGAACAAACACCAAUUGGAGAUUAUUGGCAUAAGAAGGCAACAAAUCAAGAUUUAUGUCGACCUUGCAUGGAAGAAGAAUGGAACGAUUUAAAAAAGUGCAACACAAAAGUUGUGGUUAGAUAUCGAAAGAAAAACGAAUUAAACAUGUAUACCUUAGUGCGUUAUUGUAAUUUUUACCAUGAACACAAUUGUACAAAAGCUGCAGUACAGCAUAUGCCAACCAAGGAUUUAAUAUUUAAGCUGCGUAAAGAAAAUUAUUUGUCUUCUUUUGGUUUAUGAAAAAAUAAGAAUUAAAUUAAAAAAAUUGCUGUUUUAGAAAUGAAUUUUAUAAA